Molecule: messenger RNA, 687 nt
Organism: Nakaseomyces glabratus
Lineage: Eukaryota; Fungi; Ascomycota; Saccharomycetes; Saccharomycetales; Saccharomycetaceae
Source: RefSeq, a predicted model, not a curated record
AUGGGUCCAUUGAGAGUUGCUAUAGUUGGUGCUAACGGUAAGAUUGGUCACUUGUUGACCGCGAAGCUUAAGAACAGCAAGGCCAGCUUCGCUACGCCUGUCGCCAUUGUCAGGAACGAGGAGCAGGUCAAGCAUUUCCAGGAUGAAAUGGGUGUCGAUGCCUCCCUGGCUUCAAUUGAGUCUGCCACUGUGCCUGAGUUGCAGAAAGCGUUCACUGGUUGCGACGCUGUGGUGUUCACCGCUGGUGCUGGUGGUAAAGGUGUCGAGAGGAUAUUCACCGUUGACCUAGAAGGCUGUGCCAAGGUCGUGGAAGCCUGCGAGAAGUCCGGCAUCUCGAGGUUCGUGAUUGUCUCAGCUAUAAAGGCUGAGGACAGAGACUUCUGGUGGGGUCUGGAGGGACUGCGUAACUACUACAUCGCCAAGAAGGCUGCUGACCAAUACGUUAGAAACUCUAAGCUGGACUGGACGAUCUUACAACCUGGCUUCCUUGACACCAACUCCGGUACAGGCAAGUUGGUGCCACAGGAUCAAUUGGAGUCAAAGAAGGACGACAACUAUAGGAUCCAAAGAGAAGAUGUCGCAGAGUUCAUUGUGCAAAGCUUGCUACACCCAGCUGAGACGAAGCUGAAGACCAUCUCUUUGGCCAACGGUGACGUGCCAAUUGCUGAUUUCAUCAAGUCCUUAUAG